Messenger RNA from Leptopilina boulardi, 1978 nucleotides. RefSeq names its product myb-like protein F. The coding region runs from base 176 to 1609 and encodes 477 amino acids. The record is from RefSeq and is a predicted model, not a curated record. The transcript has 5 exons. NCBI's taxonomy places the organism in Eukaryota, Metazoa, Arthropoda, Insecta, Hymenoptera, Figitidae.
CCCUCCUGAUUCAGUCUGUAAAUGCCAAAUGCAAUGAAAGUUUAACGUAUAUUUGUGUUUUUUUACUUCAAAAAGAAAGUAUUUGUUCAUUUGACAUUAAAGUGUAAAAUAUUAAUUAACUGCUUUGCAGUUAUUUUUUUGACCAUUAUUUUUUUUAUUUGAGACGUUUUCCAAAAUGGGAGGUUACAUUAGUAAAUUAUUUUAUCAUGAAGAACAUGAUAAAACUUAUGAAUUAAAUUCAUCAGCUUUAGUUUUGGAAAAUCGUGACACAUGUACUCCUCAACCACAAAAAAAGAAAUCUCUUAUUGACCCCAGAUCAGCGACAUUAGGCAUAACGAGAACUCCAAUUGAGGUAUUAAAUGGUUCUCAGAAAGAAUCCUCCAAUGUAAUUAGUUCUGUACCAAAAUAUUUAAAACGUAAACCAUAUUUGGAAACAAAUUUUGAUGUAACACCACCAUCGAGAACAUUGGAUAAAUGUUUCGAUCCUAGAUCUCCAAGUGUUGAUGUUCCACGAACUCCAAUAACGGUAGAAACAUUUUCCGAUAAUGACACUCCAAAACAUUUUAUUUCAAAACAUUGUAAUAAAACUAAUUUACUGAGUGAAAUGCAUCAAAAAACAUUGGGACUUGAUCCUAGAUCUCCAGCUACGGAUUUUGAUAGAACACCUAUUUUAAAACCAAAAACUCUCGAAAUGGAAAAAAUUUCUUCUGAAGAAAAUUUAAAUAGACAUGAAAUUAAAAUAAAACCCUCAAGAUUAUCAUAUUGUGAAACUAAAAAUUCAUCCGAUAUUAUUGAAAUUAAUGCCUUACCAGAUGUUGUGACAAAUUUAAAUAAUUCACAAAAUUCUACAAAUGAAAUAACUGAGACAAGUUGUACAUCAAAUAGUGGUAAAAACAACAGUAUUGUUACUAUUUUAAGAAAUAAAAAUGAUGCUUCUCUACAAAAUUCAAUUACAAGUUCUUCAUCAUCAGAUUGUUCUCUUGAAAUUGAAAAUAUUGAAAGUAAAAGUGAAAAUUUUGAAGCAAAAUUAAUAGCCGAUUCUGAUAAAAUAAUUGACAAUGUAUUAAACAUUGCAAUGAAAGAUUUUGAAAAUAAAAUUAAUGAAGCUGAAAAUAAGAUUAAAAUUUGGAGAGAUACAUUGAGUCCAGAAACAGAGGAAGAUUCAGAAUAUGACAGUGAAAGUGAAUCAGAAGAUCAUACAAAUAAUCAAAGUCCUAAAAACGAUCUUAUCAUUGAAUAUGAUGACGAUACUAAUGUAUUAGGCACUCUAAAAAAAACUGAUAUUAACAAAAGAAAGAGUAUUCUUGUGGAAAAGAAGAAAAACAAAAAGAAGGAAAUUGAAAUUAAGAAAAAUUUCAGCCCUGUUAAGAAACAAAUUAACGAAAUUAAAAAACCUGAAAUAUUAAAAAAUCGGACACCAUUGAGAAAUAGAUCAAACAGUAAUAAUCAACAACAGGGAAUUGAAUUAAAAUCACCGCAUUUGCGUCGUAAGGUUCUUCUUUCUUCAACAAAAUUUCAAGAAAAUACUCCACCAAGAACAAAAAAAACAGGCUUGAAAUCUAAAUUUAAUAAUACUCAAUGGGAUGGGGAUUCGACAAUUAUUAUUUAAUUUAACUAAUACGAAGUAAUUAAGCAUUAAUUUUUAACAAAAAGAGAAAAAAAAAAAACUUUUGCAUUUUAUAUUUAAUUCCAAAAAAAUACAAAUUUUCGAAUUAUGUUUUAGAGAAAAAAGGAACAAAACAAUUUUUUAGAAAUUUAGAAAAAUUUAAUUAACAUUUUAUAUAAAUAUUUUACAAUUUUUUUUGCAUUGCUUGUCGUAUUUGAUUUUUGGCAAGUUCAAUUGAUGAUUUAAGAUUCUCAAUAGGUCGUAUUAAUUGCGUCACGCUGAAAAUUUAAAUGAAAAUGUUAAUUUAAUCCUGUUUUUUUUUUAAACUAUACACGACAAUAUAAUAAAAAUAGACUGAUUUUUAACCUUGAA